AUGGUGCUGUUUCUAGGCAAAGUGGUAAGCCCUUCUCUCUUCGCCUCUCUACCAGCUUCUUCCUCUCUGUCAUCUGUAUAUGAAGCACGGGCUGCAAUUGGAGAUCAGGACCCUACCCUCCUUCGCCCCGAACACGCUUCUAUGAACCGAUUCUGGUGCGUCUUCUGCGAUUCUGACAUCGACGAGCUCGGUAGCUCAUUCGCUUGUGGUAAUUCAAUUAAUCAUAUGGCGAGUGCGGAUCACUUGAAGAAUUGCAAAUCAUUGAAGGGGUGGGAGAAGAAGUGCAAAUCAUUGAAGAAUGAAACUCCUAGCGAAGGAUCUCAUAGUGCUUUGAUCGGACCUUUAAAUGAUAUCCACAAUGAAUUGAACUCUGAAUACACAGAUAGUUUUGACAAAAAUAAUAUCCACUCUCUUAAUUCAAGUUGUUCAAAUAGUGUUGUGCCUUUACAAAAUUAUACAACUGAGAGAUAUCAGGUAUCCCAUUCAGAAUUAUAUAGAGUCUCUGAAGCUGGCCCUCUUCUCCAUGAUGCUAACUCAUAUUUGUAUGCGGGCACACAGUCUGAUACAAAUCCAUGGGGUUCAAAGGAUUUAACAGGUUACUUGCAUAGCCAACAUUCUGUCCUUUCUAAUGGUGGGAUAUGCUCUGUUGAUGGUUAUAUUUGUAACACAGGGGCCAAUUCCCCUCACUAUCUUUGCAAUGUUGAGCUUAUCGAGGUUCUGAAUUGA
This is a messenger RNA of Ilex paraguariensis (yerba mate), 726 nucleotides long. Lineage: Eukaryota; Viridiplantae; Streptophyta; Magnoliopsida; Aquifoliales; Aquifoliaceae. The record is from the annotation of a GenBank genome assembly.